Messenger RNA from Pseudogymnoascus verrucosus, 4778 nucleotides. RefSeq lists its product as uncharacterized. The coding region runs from base 1878 to 3806 and encodes 642 amino acids. Gene Ontology annotation, biological process: meiotic cell cycle; positive regulation of transcription by RNA polymerase II. Gene Ontology annotation, molecular function: DNA binding; DNA-binding transcription factor activity. Lineage: Eukaryota; Fungi; Ascomycota; Leotiomycetes; Thelebolales; Thelebolaceae. Gene Ontology annotation, cellular component: nuclear chromosome. The transcript has 4 exons. The record is from RefSeq and is a predicted model, not a curated record.
CAGAUCUCUGCCAUCGCUUGUCUUUUGUGGCUGAGAAUAUCUAUUUUCUCACCAACGCACUGUUGUAUCAGGCUUGUGUUGCUGGCGCAUAUAUUGCAUAUUGCACAUUGCACAUUACACACUCGCAGCCUUACAGCAACAACAUAUGAUCUGAGGACUAUUCGGAAGCCUUCAGACCGGGUUUUGGUGGAAAGAGUUUUGCCCUCUCCAUACUAUCCAUACUCUGUCUAUAUACUCUCUAUACCAUAGCCUCUGUUCGUCGAAUCGCUCAAGGGUGGUAUUGGCUUCAUUUGGAUUCAACCAACCCACCCAACCCGUCCAACCCAGUUCAACUCAUUCGACCCUGUUCAAAACCAACAAACAACAACAACGUAUUGACGCCUACGCCUUGGACUUAAGAAGCAAAGCAAGCAAAACCUCUACACCGCUGUUGGUAUUUUGCAUACGUGCAUACAGUACCGCACAUUGCAGCACGUACGAUUGGGUCUCCAACCCUUGCAGCCACACUCGCUCGCUGCCAUUAGAUUCGCCAGCCUUAGACCUCGCCCGGGGCCAAUACCCAACCCCAAAAUUGAACAAACCCGGUAUAAACCCGGUAUAAACCCAGGGAGGGCUUUUUUGUGCGACGGACUGCAUCGGACACACUCAAAUCUCUCGAUCGAGUCGAUCGCCAACCUACUACGCUGGGGAAAUCUCGCCACCAGUGUGGAGGGGGAAGAAGAAAGAGGACCCACUGUCGCAUCUUCCAUCUCUCUUCUCACCUUUGAGAGGAAGAGUUAUAGUCGUCAUCGUUGUCCAUUCCUUAUUAUUGAGGGGCUGUUCAUUCUCGCCAGAGAAGCCAUAAAAGGCACAGAAGCCAGGGUCAUAGGAUUAAGUUACAGGUCAGAUUCCCACGGCGGAUAACACUACAUGCGAAGGGGCGAUUAACAUACACGCCACAUACUCUGCCGGGUUGGCUUUAAAACCCAUCGACUACGAUCAUCUUCUCGCCAAAGGUACGGCAACGAAAGCUGGCGUCAAGUUUGCUUGCUUCUCUAGCUCUUGAGAGCUCCGUUCCCUUCUCGAGGCCCUAUACUCGACGGGGCGGGGAAACAAAAGGUACUUGGGGGCCUUUGAGUUGCUGGGAUUGAUCCCCUUUCUGGCAACCCGGUUCACACAACAAGAUAACCUGGGCUGAAGGGCUGUGCAGCUACAGGCGAAGGCCCAGAUCCCAUACUUUCCGACCAGUCUUCGUUCAGCCAAUUAGCCGCCCAAAAACACCCAAACACCCAAACACGUCGUGACAUUGCGACAAUAAGGGACAUUGCUGAUACCCAGGGCUGUCAAGUCUAUUAGACGGUUAGCUGCCAUAACUGUGUGUGUGUACUGGUACCGGUACUCUUAAAAAGUGACCUGGCUGCCCCCCUCCCUCUGGGCUCGUCGCCGUCACCUUUUCGUCGAGGUCGUCGACCAACCUCAAAAUACGCGAGUGACGCCCCGAUACAACCUCUUCAGGGUUUCCUUGGGCGAAUAUCAAGUCAAACUCGAAGCCACACCACCUUCAUAUCACUCCCUCGCGGCCCGCCAAUCGUCUCACUUGUUUUGUUUUCUUCUCAUCCGCCGUCCAUAAGCAACCCGCAAACCACAACAAUACAACACAUUUCUUCCCUCCGUCCAUAGAGGACCGGGCUCCAGCCACUCAAGGCGGCUGGCUUACGGGUUGGCGGCCUACCGGUGACAACCAUCACUUCUCAAACACCACCCAUACCGCCGCCGUUUAUUCAUUACGGCCCGGUACGCCUUGACUCGAAGCCAAACAAUAUCUGUUGAAAUUGGCGCGCCUGGGUUUCUACAAGGAACGAGCAGGAAUUAGGUCACGUUGGUUAGCAGGGCUUCAAAUGACCGAAACACUUCAACCGGCUGCACUGGCAUACGAUCAUCUCAUGUCUACGCAAUCUGGUAAUAUACAAGAUCUUAACGCUUAUCCCGGCCUUCAAUCUUCAUCAUUUAUCAUCGGAUCAGACGCUGAGCCUGACAGCACGUUCAGACACGAAUUUACACACCAACAACAACCAGCGCCAUCCGGGAUGGGAUUGCGGUAUAUGGGCAUCCCUGCCUCAGAUGAUGCACGAUUUACUUCCGAAGGUACACCGCAGCAUAGUCCUGUAUACUCUGGUGAACCAAACCUUGCCUCAUCGACGCCCUCGACAGUACCUUUCUAUCCGAACGUCUUCCCACCAGCACUGACCAACUCUUCAUCUUACUCUAACACUUCUCCCUCGUACCUCCCCUCAAACCUCUCGAGCUAUUGCCUGCCCGACAUCAAGCAAAACUUCAAUUCCUUCUCAAACCCAGAUAUGCUCCCACCGUCUAGAUCUCCCCAUCUCCCGCAACUUUCCUCGUCCAUGUCGGCACGAGAUCCGUACAAUACUAAUUCCCAGCAACUGCGGCGCCACUCUGAGCUGUUAACUCGUUCGCCGCCGCCAGCUGGCUCAAUGAGGAACAUGCAGAUGUCACCUACAUCUAGUAGUGGUUUUACUAGCCCGCAAGGCAUGGAGAGCCCACAACCCGCAAAUAAUCCAAACGGCCCCCCUCCAUUGAACCCGACAGAGCUGUUAUACCAAAAUAUCCAAACUGCAGAUGGGCAACAGGUCCGACCAGAAAUCAUUGGAAAGAUAGACAAAGGCUUCUUUUUGGCAGAGAACGACUGGACUUGCUACAGGCGUAAUUAUUUCCAAAUUAGUUGCUCAUACACGCUACACCCAAGCGUGCCAACAGGAACUACUAUGCAUCUUAUGCAAGAAGGACAAUCAACACAAAUACAAGCAUUUGCAAUGUCGAUAUCUGCAGUCGUUGACGGAGAGCAUGGAAAGCCUAUCGAGUUGGUUCAGCAUACACCGAAGCGCGACAAAGGACCUCAAAUGAAACCAGAUCGCGUCGUUUUGUUGCCUCGCCCUGUCAAUACCACACUAUACAAUGGGAUCAAUGCCGAUGGUACCCUCUCAAGUGGAGGGCGCCCGCUUUUCGACCCAAACUACGCCCAGGUCUCAACCCGCCCACCUACAGAAUGUACCUUUGAGCGUAUUCAGUUCAAGCAGGCAACGGCCAAUAAUGGCAAAAGACGAGCUCGCCAGCAAUACUAUCAUCUAAUUAUUGAGUUGUAUGCCGACCUGGGCUCUCAACACGGUGACCGGAGGUGGGCUAAGAUUGCACGGCGGGUAUCCGCACAAAUGGUCGUUCGUGGUCGGUCGCCAGGCCAUUACCAUGCAGACAGAAGAGGUAGCAAUUCCAGCGCAGGCCCAGGGGGCGCCAAUGACCAAGGUGGUAGUAUUGGCGGUUAUAGUUCAAAUGGAAGCCUUGGGGGACGCUCUGGCGAUAUAUCACUUUCUGGAGGGUCUAGUCUGAUGUCAGGCGGUGGCUACGGCAACUCAUAUGAUGCCUCCAGAUCACGGCGAUAUCUGUCAAGCGCAGGCAUCGAUGUCUCCAAUGAGCCGAUGAUGGGUGCAGACGAGGAAAAAUCCUUUCACGACCUUGAGGGGUACUAUUAUUACCCACAUUCAGUGCACGAAGGCAGCAUUGGCAGCACUCUGCGCUCUCACGCUUUACCGCCUUACCAACCUCACCGGGAUGAUCGCAGCCAUUUAUCAACCCCAAGCUACCCAGGACGGGUAAAGCAGGAGCACCACACCGGCUUCAGUCUCCCGAGCCUCUCGAAUGGCACACAAGACUCAUUUGGGCGCAACUGCGGGCGCUUCGAUGGCGUGCCAACCUCCAGGGGCUACUAUCCAAGUACCUCGAUAGUGCACUCCGAGAUAAAUACUUCAUGAUGUCUCACAAAUGGCCUGUAGGUCAAAUGACCGAGGUGAUAUCCCGGAUGACCUGAAACUGCCUGACUCUCAGGCCAAUCUAUUCGAACCCGGCAUCCCUGGCUUGUAUUUGGACCCUGAGGAUGUGUUCGAGUACUAUCAUGUAUUUUGAUCAGCCGCUCGCUUUAGUGCUCUAUGCCACGACAACUUCAACAACACGGUUCGAUGGCACUUUCAUACUUUGCUUCAGCGGCGGAUUUUUGAAAAAUAUACUAUUUCUUGCCUAUUUUUACGUUCUUAUUGCGUCUCUACAUAUCAUCCAGCAGAUCGAAAUCUCAUUUCUCUCGCAACUAUGAUACUGGGCAUCGGAUUGUAGGAAAACAUUGAACAUGGAACAAAUCAAAGGGGAAAACGCGGCAAAUAGCUUGCGCAUACGCAAUAUGGCGAAAGGAGUAGGGGGAAAAUGGGAAUAUCGGAAUGAGAAAACACGGAGUCUACGGGUGGGAACAGGAAAGGCCAUACUUGGCCCGGAUGUGCGAGGUUUGUGCUCAGCAAUAUUUCUAAAUUAGCUUGUUUUUGUUUUUGUUUUUCGGUGGGGACCGGAGUGGGGGGUGCAAACAGGACUUUUCAUCAGGAAAGGAAAAUAGCUUCGGAUGACUCGAGCUUUUUGCUUUAGUCAUACUAGGAUACGACAACAGCAUGGAUAAAGCCGGUGUGACGGCUCGAUAGAAGGGUAAUGGAGGAGAGGCAAAGAAUACCAGACACGACGGGGACCAAGUGAAGCUAUGAUUGGUCCGUAUCAUGGCGAGUCCCCCAGGAUGAAUGACAGACGGAGUGGAGAUGGGGAAGGAAAGGGGGACAAAAUGCCAACGUGAUUUGCGGGAAAUGUGAAGCGAUGUUGAUGACGAGAUACUAUUCGAUCAGUCUCUCCCUUGAAGUUAGCCGCGUAGUCUUUGUUGCUUUGUUAGUAAUGAAUGGGUGGACAUCUGAUUA